Messenger RNA from Chenopodium quinoa (quinoa), 5396 nucleotides. RefSeq names its product wall-associated receptor kinase-like 1. Lineage: Eukaryota; Viridiplantae; Streptophyta; Magnoliopsida; Caryophyllales; Amaranthaceae. Gene Ontology annotation, cellular component: plasma membrane. The transcript is spliced from 4 exons. The coding region runs from base 3145 to 5241 and encodes 698 amino acids. Gene Ontology annotation, biological process: protein phosphorylation; cell surface receptor signaling pathway. The record is from RefSeq and is a predicted model, not a curated record. Gene Ontology annotation, molecular function: ATP binding; protein serine/threonine kinase activity; polysaccharide binding.
AAACAUUUAUUUAUUAUAUAAAUAAUUUUCUUUUGUAUUUUUAUAUUGCAAGAAAACAACAAGUAGGGGUGGGGUAGUGAAGAGAGAGAGAAUGUAGGAACAUUAUUUUAUUAAUGGUAACGUGUCAAGUAUUGUCAGAUGGACAAAAAUGAGAAUUGUGUCAAGUAUUAUGAGACGAAGAAAAUAUAUUAUUUUUUUAAAACAUAAAUUCUUCUUUAAGAUUAAGUUACAAAGGAGUGAACGACUUCCUUUAAAAAAAAAAAAAAAAAAAAAAGGAUUGAGGGUUAAUUGGUAAUUUAGCGUUCUUCAUUGAGUCACUCUCACAGUCUCACUCACUUCAUUUCGCCACCAGUCCACCACCGCAACCUCUCUGAAAUCCCGGCCAAAUUCAAACUUUUUCGAGAUUGAUCGAAUUUAGAGUCACUCGCUUUUGGUAAAUAGUUCUUUUACUUUGUUUCACUGCUUAACUCUCCCUCCUCUUUCUUCUUGCAGCGUCAAAACUUUGAAUAAUUUUUUAUUUUUUUUUUCUAAUUUUGUGAAUUUUAAACUGAAAGAUUGAUGAAUAAAUGAUGAAUUAAUUGACAAUUAAGGGUUUGGGUAUAUGAUUUAUGUAUUGCAUUUGGGCAUUUCUUACAAACCAAUAAUUUAUGAUCUUAUAUAGUGAUGGGAAUGAUUAAAUUUGAUUCAUUUGUAUUGGGUUGUCCAGCAGUCCAGGUAUAUUGAUUUCAAUUUUGUAUAUUUUAAUCACAAAUUGAAGUUUAAUGUCUGCAUUUUCAAUGUUAAUAUCUGGCUUUGUUUAACUGAGUAAACGUAUUUGAAUCGCUGUACGUUUCUGGCUGUGUAUUGAUUAAUAUAAACAUCUCUUUCAUUGAAGCCAAUUUCUUGAUAAGGGUUUAACAUCUAUUUUUUCCUUCCAUUUUAGAAAAACCUGUUGUAGAUUUGGUGGGUUAAGACUUGAUUGUUCGGCUGUUGGGGGGUUUGGUUUGCAAUCAGUCUAAUCACUGAUGAGUUUUAAGAUUAGUUUGCUUCUUUCAUGGCACAUCAUAUCCAGGAGGUGAGGCAGACGAUGAUAAGGGGGCGACAAAUAGCUUUCCUUCAGUUGUGUAUGGUGAUGGUGUAACUGUGGAAGAGUGCCAAAAGAUGUUUCAGAGAAGUUUCUGAUGCAACAUUUGGAAAAAUUCUGGGUGUAACAUUGGAGACAACUUUAUUAAAAGCUGUUGAUUGUAAGCAGAAAGUUAGUGGUGGUUAUAUACUUGGUGGAGGGGUAAUGGUAUUUAGCAAUAAUAUGAACAUGCAAGAUGAGGUCGAUCAAGUUCUGAUCUAUGAGCUCAUUCAUGCUUAUGAUGAUUGUAUUGCAAAAAAAUUGAAUUGGGCUAAUUGUGCUCAUCAUGCUUGUAGUGAAUCGUGCUGGCCAUUUGAGUGGUGAUUGUCACUUCAAAUGAGAGCUAAUUGCAUGGCUAUAUGAAGCUCUGGGGUCAUGAACAAUAUUGUGUGUAGAGGAGAGUGAUGAAAUCAGUGUCGGCCAAUCCUUUCUGCUCAGAAACAGCUGCCAAGGAUGCAAAGGAAGCUGAAUGGGAUACUUGUUACAAUGAUACAUGACCCUUUGAUAGAGCUCCUUGAGAUAUGCUAGCUUUUUCAGAAGUGGGUGAUGUUGUAACACUUACAGCGGGUUACAGAAAUUUGUUUACAUAACUUUAUCUAUAAUUAUUGAAAUACUAUCUGAUUGUUGCACUAUUUUUAACUUUUUAGUAGAUAGGCAGUUCAUUACGAAAAUGGUAGAUUGUAUUGGAAUUGCCCAGAUUGGUAUGGACAUGAAUCAAAGAAAUCUGAAUUGGCUAAGCAUGAUUCUAAUCUUUCAUCUCUCUUAAAAUCUGCUGCUGAUGCUUCUUGCAGUCUAACCUCUUUUCUGACCAAAAGAUUAUGGCAGAUGUGAAGGAUAACAAAAGGAACCUGGAGCCAGUCAUGAUUUGUCUUUCCCCAAUUCUCAAGUUGGAAAUCAGGUGAAUUGGGUGGUAAGCUAGCAACCAUGGAUAUGAUGCUUGCAACACUGGCAGUUGUCCUAUGGCUAUCAAGAGAUAUAGUAGCCGCAGCUCCACCAAUGGCAAAACCUGGUUGUCCAGAUAAGUGCGGAAAUGUUACUAUUCCGUAUCCAUUUGGUAUUGGUUCAAGGUGCUAUUACAAUGAAUGGUAUGAAAUUACAUGUAACACUUCAAAUCCAAUUCUUACCAAAAUCAAUUUUCAGGUGCUAAAAAUUUCCUUAACGUUGUCAGAAGUGACAAUUAAUUGGUUUAAGUUUUUGUUUUUUAAUAUUUUUUUAAAAACACUUAUUGGUCGUGAGAUGCAAACUUUCCCACUAUACCAAGCUUUGCAUAACUUUAGACCACCGGAAUAUGGUAGGAUCAAAAGCUUCUAUCCUACCACAAUUGAUCUUCUUUUCAGGACUUGAAUUUUCCAUUUUACAGUUAUACUCAUUCUAGUUUGAUCCGAUUUUAGACCGAUGAACGAUCCAGUAGUGAGACCACCAAAAAAAAAAAAAAAAAAACCUCUCUUCUUAAUUUCUUAUCACUCUACUAGGGUUUAAUAAGAACUAUGGAGUACAUAACUUCUUAAUUUCUUAAUUUUGAUAGAGCUUCUUGAGAUAUGCUAGCUUUUUCAUAAGUGGGUAGAGUUGUAACACUUGCAGCAGGUUACAUAAAUUUGUUUACAUAACUUUAUCUAUAACUUUUCUGCAAGAAUGUAUAUCAGUUUGGUUUGGAAGUACUUCAUGACUUAAUGUUUUCUGAUCAUUCAAUGGCAGUUUUAUUAACUAUUAAUAGGUGAUCCAGGUUGAUGAAUAUUCCAUCAGCAAGUGUAUAAACAGUUUGGUCUCCUAUAUCAAGUAUUCUAGCUAGUCAAUAAUCAAUACUAUUCAGCUAGCUUAUUACUUCCUAAUUGGUUUCUAAGUGUAUUUUGUCAGGAAGUGGGCCAGGGAAGCUGAAUUAUUAGCUUUAAUGAUUGACUAUUCACAUCUUGUAAAUUUUGUUGAUAUUUUGGUUCAAUGUCUUGCCUUGAGUCCUAAAGGCCUGCUGCAUUGCUAAUACAAAAAAUCACAAACAUAGAUCGAAUUUGCUAUAGGUGAAUUGGGUACGUAGUAAGGUGGCAACCAUGGAUAUGAUGCUUGCAACACUGGCACUUGUCCUAUGGCUAUCAAGAGAUAUAGUCGAUGCAGCUCCACCAAUGGCAAAACCUGGUUGUCCAGAUAAGUGCGGAAAUGUUACUAUUCCAUAUCCAUUUGGUAUUGGUUCAAGGUGCUAUUACAAUGAAUGGUAUGAAAUUACAUGUAACACUUCAAAUCCAAUGCUCACCAAAUUCAGUCUUCAGGUGCUUAAAAUUUCCUUAAGUUCAUCACAAGUGAUAAUCAAUGCUCCAACCGUUGCUAACUGUACUGCACGAGAUACAACAUGGACAAGUGCUAAUUUGGGUGGAAGCCCGUAUAGUUUCUCCUCCAUUUACAAUGAUUUUGCUCCUGUUAAUUGUGUAGGGACUUCUUAUAUCAAUGGUGGGGAAAAUGUAGCGGCUCAUUGUGGAUCAGUUUGUAAUAGUCAAAUUAGGGACAAUACAACAUCCCAGGAAUCGAUUUGCCUAUCUGGUCUCCCCUAUCCUCUAACUAUUUACAGUGUGAACAUCACCCGAACAAAUGGGACUUGCAGCUAUGUCUUAUUAGCAAACCGUGAUUUCUUGAAUAAUCUUGAAUCGUCUAACCCUCAGCAAUCACUUUUGUCCCUAGUCAGCAAUGGAAGUCAUGUACCGGUUAAUCUUGAUUGGAAAUAUUUUUAUUUACCUAAUCAAUUCUUAAAUGAGUCCAGUUCUGGCAAUUGUAACAUGCAUCAAGCUAAUGGUGUUUACACAUGUAAAUGCCCGCAAAGACAAGGUGGUAAUCCUUAUCUUCCUAAUGGAUGCCAAGAGUCGCCACGUUGUGCAAGCUGCAAAGGUGAUUGUUACGUCAUUUCUGAUGAUUAUAUGGAUGUUGGGUGUUAUAUUCCUAAAAAGAGCAGGGCGCACCUUCUGGGAGUUGUUCUAGGAUUGAGUAUUGGCAUAGGAUCAUUAUUGGCGUCUCUAGGUUGCUAUUGGUUGUGGCAGAUUUUGAAGAGAAGGAAGAAGAUAAAACUAAGAGCUAAGAACUUCAAACAAAAUGGUGGUUUGCUGUUACAAAGACAAAUGUGCUACAAUGAUUGUGUUGUGGAGAAAACAAAAGUUUUUACUGUCAGCGAAUUAAAGGUAGCCACAGAUAAUUUCAAUGAGAACAGAAUACUUGGGCAGGGUGGCCAAGGUACAGUUUACAAAGGUAUGCUGACGGAUGGAAGGGUUAUAGCAGUUAAGAAAUCCAAAAAAGUUGAUGAAAGCCAAUUAGAGCCUUUCAUAAACGAGGUAGUUAUCCUCUCUCAAAUUAACCACAGAAAUGUGGUUAAACUUCUAGGGUGCUGUUUGGAAACCGAAGUACCUCUUCUUGUUUACGAGUUCAUCCCAAAUGGAACACUCUCUCAGCAUAUCCAUAACCCAAGUGAAGAGUUUCAUGUUCCUUGGAAAAUGCGCUUGCAAAUUGCUGCAGAAUCAGCAGGUGCAAUCGCAUACCUUCAUUCAUCAUCGUCUACUCCUAUCUACCACAGAGAUAUCAAGUCUUCAAAUAUACUUUUGGAUGACAAAUACAGAGCAAAGGUUUCCGAUUUUGGCACUUCAAGGACUAUACUGAUCGAUCAGACUCACUUGACUACUCAAGUUCAAGGGACAUUUGGAUAUUUGGAUCCAGAGUACUUCCAAUCCAACCAAUUCACUGAAAAAAGUGAUGUUUAUAGUUUUGGAGUAGUCCUUGUUGAGCUAUUGACAAGCAAGAAGCCAAUCUCUCCUGAUAAGUCUAAAGAAUGGAGAAGUCUGGCCACGGAGUUUCUUCUUUUGGCGGGGAAUUCUCGUUUGUCUGAUAUCCUUGAUCCUCAGGUCUCAAAGGAGGCUAAGCAGGAGGAGCUAGAGGCUGUGGCUAACCUGGCUAAAGAAUGCUUGAACUUGAACGGAAAGCAAAGGCCUACUAUGAAAGAAGUUGCUAUAGUACUCGAGGGGCUGCAAUCGCGAAAUGAAACUUCUUCAAUACAGCAGACGUUCCCUGAAUGGAACCAAGCGGUUGCUGAUAUAAGUGUGAUGGACACAGCCCCCUUCACCUCAAGCACAUUUUCUUCACAGGAAGAAUAUGCAUUGAUUCUUCACAUAUGAGCAUUGUACCAUGUACGCCAAUCUUUUUGAAUCUUAUGGAAAUUCAGGUUGAAGUUAAUUAUAGGUUUAGUUAUGUUAAACUAAGUCGUUUCUAUGAGGCAAUGUAACUCUUAUAUAUUUAUUUAUAAUUUAACUACAUUGCAAUACUUGGUUUA